GCAGAUGGGGCAGCAGUGAACCUUUGGCAUAAGGGGGGUGUAAUAGCUCUCCUCCAAGCAGAGGCGGGUAACUUUAUUGUGCCCUUUGACUGCUUGCCACAUAGACUGGAUCUGGCAAUGCUGUCAGUGCAGAGAAAAACCCCCAUGGUGGAUCAAGUCUACAGUCUGCUGAACAUGGUAUGGAAGACAUACCAUUUUAGCAGCAAAUCCAUGAGAGAGCUGAGGGCUUUGGGAGUGGAGCUGGGUGUCAGAGUCAACGUCCCAAGUGGUGUCAGUGGGACACGCUGGCUCCCACAUGUGUCCCGUGCCCUGCAAACACUAUUGAAACCUGGAGGUGGAGGAAGGGACCACCAACUGCAGAACCCAGGACAGUUCACAGCAGUCUAUUAUCAUAUGGAUCAUUUGAGUGCAUCAUCAGCCAAUGCAGAUGUUGCAGGAAGAGCAAGGAAGAUCAAGAAGAUGGUGGAAGAUGGAACCUUUGUAGCUUUCUGCCACUUCCUUGCAGACCUGUUUGAUGCAAUCAGCAAAUUCAGUCUUCUGCUUCAGAGGAAUGAUGUGAUCUUGCCUCAGGCUGUCAACGGCCUUGAAAAUCUCCUUGCAACUGUUGAAGCCAUGGAAGUCAGAGCCAAGCCAGGUGGUAAGCUAGCAGAACUAAAGGCAGACCUUCAGGGCCAGAAAAGAAGACAGGAGAUGGAUGAUGGUGAGACUCACCCUGUCUACAAAUAUCAGGGGGUCACCAUUAAAGGAGAAGCUGCUGGGCUAGCAGAGGACUCCACAGCAAGCACACAUACGUAAGCUGCAGCAAGCAAUGAGGGCAACAGUUGAGUGUUCUGUGCAGCACUUGAGACAGAGAGAU
Epinephelus moara (kelp grouper) is the source of this 856-nucleotide messenger RNA. RefSeq lists its product as uncharacterized. Bases 118 to 795 code for a protein of 225 amino acids. The record is from RefSeq and is a predicted model, not a curated record. NCBI's taxonomy places the organism in Eukaryota, Metazoa, Chordata, Actinopteri, Perciformes, Serranidae. The transcript is spliced from 5 exons.